AUGAAAGCUAUUUUUUAUAUUCUUAUUGCUAUGUUUUUGACUUUAGCCUUUGCUGUUGAAGAAGAUGCAACUCUUGACAACAAAGAAACAGAAAAUAAUGAUGAGUUAAAUAUUGAAGACAAUGACGACGAAGAAUAUGAUGAUGACGACGAAGAAUAUGAUGAUGAUGAUGAUGAAGACGAUGAUGAAGACGAUGAUGAAGACGAUGAUGAAGACGAUGAUGAAGACGAUGAUGAAGACGAUGAUGAAGACGAUGAUGAAGACGAUGAUGAAGACGAUGAUGAAGACGAUGAUGAAGACGAUGAUGAAGACGAUGAUGAAGACGAUGAUGAAGACGAUGAUGAAGACGAUGAUGAAGACGAUGAUGAAGACGAUGAUGAAGACGAUGAUGAAGAUGAAGAGUAUGAUCUUGAAGAUGAUGAUUUUGACUACGACGAUGAUGAUGACUUUGAGUUAGAAGAAGAUGAAGAAGACGAUGAUGAAGAAGAAGACGAUGAAGAUGAAGAUGAUGAUGAUGAUGAAGACGAUGAUGAAGAUGAUGAUGAUGAAGAUGAUGAUGAAGACGAAGACGAUGAUGAAGAUGAUGAUGAUGAAGAUGAUGAUGAAGACGAAGACGAUGAUGAAGAUGAUGAAUAA
Messenger RNA from Entamoeba histolytica HM-1:IMSS, 636 nucleotides. RefSeq lists its product as uncharacterized. The transcript has a single exon. Lineage: Eukaryota; Evosea; Mastigamoebida; Endamoebidae. The record is from RefSeq and is a predicted model, not a curated record. The coding region runs from base 1 to 636 and encodes 211 amino acids.